This is a messenger RNA of Brachypodium distachyon (stiff brome), 774 nucleotides long. RefSeq lists its product as uncharacterized. The record is from RefSeq and is a predicted model, not a curated record. Lineage: Eukaryota; Viridiplantae; Streptophyta; Magnoliopsida; Poales; Poaceae. Bases 1 to 774 code for a protein of 257 amino acids. The transcript is spliced from 3 exons.
AUGGCCUUGGUGCAGAAGUAUGGCAAGCCAGACAUCUUCCUAACGAUGACCUGCAACCCCAAUUGGGAGGAGAUAGUCAACGAACUGUUCCCAGGCCAGACUCCUCAGGACCGACCGGACCUCGUCGUACGGCUCACAGUGCCGGAGCAAUAUGACCGCCUAAUCUCGGCCGAGCUCCCGGACAAGCACAAAUACCCGGAACUUUACGCCAUGGUCGUCAAGCACAUGAUGCAUGGCCCGUGUGGUGUUCUUAAGCCAAACAACACUUUGGAUAACAUAUGGGUCGUGCCGUACAACCCUUACCUCCUCCGUAUGUUCAACUGCCACAUUAACGUCGAGGUGUGCUCCAGCAUAAAGGCAGUCAAGUAUAUUUACAAGUACAUCUACAAGGGAGGAGAUCAAACGUCGAUGAAUUUUGAGCAGCCCGACAGCGAAGGCAACAUCGACGAGAUCAAGAGAUAUAUUGACGCGAGGCGGGUUACUCCACCAGAAGCUUUGUGGAGGAUCUUUGGUUUCAACCUCUACGACAACUCACCGUCGGUCCUACAGCUGCCGCUUCAUCUUCCGGGUAUGCAUAUGGUAUCGUUCAACGCAAAGGAGGACCUUAGAGACGUAGCCGCGUGGGAGAAAGCAUCAAAAUCCAUGCUCACAGAGUAUUUUGAGGCCAACAAAACAUAUGAGUGUGCAAGAACCAUACUAUACAAGGAUUUUCCAGAAUGGUUUACAUGGCAGGAGAUAAGUAUUGGAAGGAAAGGAAACAACGACCCCAAGUAG